GUUUGCAGCUAUAGAAGACCAGCCACACAUUUGCAGUAGGUUACAACAGGAUGUUUCUGAAUGAAAGAGGCGCGACGACAGCCAGUGAGUCCAGAGAGUUGGGGGAUCGACCGUGAAGACUGGGAGAUCGACCAGUAGAUCGCAUUCGGCGGGUUGGCGACCACUGGUUGAAAUCAAUUUAGCUAACUUAGUAUUGGGUUUUAUAAUUGAUUCAAUGAGUUGGAAAUAAACUCAUGAGAUGCAAGUAUUCUAGUUUUAGCAUACGAUCAGAUAAGAGCAGGUUUUAUUGUGAAAUAUUAAACAGGGGAGGGUUAUUCAAACUGAGAAUCAAAAUGGUUACUAUUUUAUUGAAACAGAAAGUGGAAGUGGUUCACAGAAACCAGCCUUUAGUGGAACUUACCUGACUUAUGACUCAUCUACUAUCAACUCCACCUCUCACACACACACACACACACAAAGCUCCGCCUACUGAACCGUCGAGAAGAGGAAGAGUCACUGAAGAGAAGCAGAGUCUCCGAGGAAGUUUCUCUUGAAGUUUUUCAGAGAAAGUUUGUACUUUUUAACCAUGGCGUGUGAAAGUAACAGCGUGUCUGAUGAGAGGAUAGGAGAGGCCCUGAUCAGAGAGGUCAUUGAGGAGGAGCUGAAACACAUACCCUCCGAGGACGUCCUGUCCUUCACCCUCCCUGCUGUGGAACUAAAGAAUGAGCAGGAGGACAAGUUUGUGGACCAGCUGGGCACAUUGUUCCGCAAAAUUGGUGACAGAAUAAAGGAUGACGUGGAGAUCCAAGAUGGAAUAGAUGGGCUUGCACAAGGCUUCAAGUGGAACAGAUUUAUGGAAAUGGCAAACAAGGCGUUUGAGCAUGGAAUCACCUGGGAGAAGAUUGCUAUUCUCUUCUAUGUUGCCGGCAAGUUGGCAGUCAAAAUGGUGGAGGCUCAUAAGCUUCAGUCAGUGACGGAGAUACUGAAGUGGACCGUGGACUAUUUCAAAAAGUAUCUCUUGGGCUGGAUUCGGGGACGAGGAGGAUGGAUCUGCAGUUUCUCAGAACUGGCGGUGGCGUCCGUGCAGAUCACGUCAUCCAUGAGCUCUCACAGAGGAGGCCUUAUCAUCAUCUUCUUCACCGGCAUAGCUCUCGGAAGCUUCAUCAGCUGGAGACUGACCAGAUGACUCUGAGGCGCACCUUGUUGCCGUAAAGAUGGUUAUUUUCCCCUCUAAUUUUUUUUACAAUUUCUCUGCAAAACUUGAAAACUUGAGGGUGACAGCGAUGACUCUAGAGCUGCAGCCAGUAGAGCCAGAAAC
Molecule: messenger RNA, 1297 nt
Organism: Hippoglossus stenolepis (Pacific halibut)
Lineage: Eukaryota; Metazoa; Chordata; Actinopteri; Pleuronectiformes; Pleuronectidae
Product: apoptosis regulator BAX-like
Exons: 2
Coding region: 566-1165 (199 amino acids)
Biological process (GO): release of cytochrome c from mitochondria; extrinsic apoptotic signaling pathway in absence of ligand; intrinsic apoptotic signaling pathway in response to DNA damage
Cellular component (GO): mitochondrial outer membrane
Molecular function (GO): protein heterodimerization activity; protein homodimerization activity; channel activity
Source: RefSeq, a predicted model, not a curated record